Molecule: messenger RNA, 646 nt
Organism: Vitrella brassicaformis
Lineage: Eukaryota; Vitrellaceae
Source: the annotation of a GenBank genome assembly
GCUGAUAGAAUCAAGGGAUCGGUCAAGGGAUCGGGAUUUAGCCUUCUUGAGCACCAGGCGCAAAUGAGUUUACAUCCUCCGUCUGGGGGCGUCUCUUGGGGAAGCGUCUCCUGCACGCGUGACAAGGGAUGGAUGGAUGGAUGGAUGGAUGGCCGCGGAGAAGCGGACGGCUACAGCCUGACUGGCCGCAACGGGGACUCCUGCCUGAAGGUUGCUGUCCCUGAUCUGUCCCACUAUCUCCAAGGGGUUGCGCAACGUCCUGACACACCGAGCUGGGCUGCCUGCUGGGCAACAUCGACUCCGAAAUGACCCGCCUGGCGCAGCUGCGGGUGGCCGCCGAGGUGCAGCGUGCGCGGACCGAGAUGGCUGAGCGUGAGAGGGAAAGCGCCUGCAUGGCCUGCCUGACGGAGCCACGAGCAGUGGUGCUGCCAUGCGGUCAGCAAGGGAGGCAGAGAGAGAGAGAGCGGUCCGUUCAUGUGUGUGUGUGUGUGUGUGUGUGUUGUGUGCGUGUCAGGCUGCAAGUGUUACUGUGGCCCUUGUCAUGAGCGCAUCGUCAGGGGCCGCCCAGGCGAUGACGCCAUGACCAAUGAGGACGAUGAGCCAGAGCCGGUGCCCAGAUGCCCACUGUGCUCCAAACAAUUCUGAC